ACUCUCCGCUGACUCUGUCCCCCUCACUGAAGCAUCCUCACACCGCCGAGUCCUCCGGGGAGCCCGGGGAGUCCUGUACAGGCUGCAGAGGAAGAGGAGGAGGAGGAGGAGGAGGAAGGUGGAGGCUGCAUCAUGUCGUCCUGCUGGUCCUGCUGUGGAUGACGCUGCACAGAAGCGCGCUGGGCUGCAGCUCCACGAACUGUAACACGGUUUUGACGGACGUCCAGGGGGAGUUCACGUCGCCCUGCUACCCCCAGAAAUACCCCAACUCUCAGGCCUGUAAGUGGACCAUGCAGGCCCCCGCCGGCUUCAUCAUCCAGCUCACGUUCCUGGACUUUGACUUGGAGGAGGCGCCGGGCUGCAUCUACGACCGGGUGGUGGUGAACACGGGGAACACGGACGUUAGGUUCUGUGGUCCGACGGCCAACGGGCUGACGCUGAACUCGACGGGGGACGUGAUGGAGCUGUCGUUCACCUCCGACUUCAGCGUGCAGAAGAGGGGGUUCAGUGUUAGCUUCAGACACGUUGCCGUGGCGUUGAGGAACCAGAAGGUCACCAUAACCGGCGGUAACGGCCAGGUCACCAAAGUGUCCGACUCUGUGUCCAUCCCGGUGCUCAGUCACCUGACGCUCUGCUUCGAGCUGGAGCGCACCAACCAGAAGAGUGAGGAGUGGAUCUUCACGUACUCCGACAGCAGCGACGGCUCCGCUCUGAGUCUGGGCUCCGAUAGCAGCGGGAUGAAGAUGGUCGUGGACGGAGUGGUGUGUCCGAUCAACACCAUCCUCCCCGCCUCUGAGUUCACCUCCUCCAUGCAGCCCUUCUGCGUCCGUUGGUCAUCGACCAACGGCCAGAUCGGGGUCUUCUUCAAAGGGGCCUACUGGACCAAGACCUGCUCCAGCUCCAGUGGACACUCUGUGCCGGCUGGGGGGACUUUCCGCUUAGGAGGGAAGCACAACUUCAGAGGGAACAUCUAUAACCUCCGGCUGUGGGACUACUCCAUGUCGCAGCAGCAGCUGGGCGCGUUAACCUGCGACAUGGUGGGAAACGUCAUCGACUGGGACAACAGCCACUGGACCAUCCCGUCCACUCUGGCGCAGACCGACACCUCGCUCAGCUGCAGUGUCUCCCCGCCCACCGACACACCCCUCGCCACCAGCUGUGACUCCCCUGGACUGGGCUGCCCAGCUUCCUCUCCCGCCAGUCAUUCAUCCACUGACUCCACUAACACCAUCCAUGCUACUAAUGCCAACACCCACGUUCUUCCUCCCAUCACUCCAUCUCCAUCCAUCAUCCCCACCACUAGCAUGCCACUAACCCCAACCCCAACGAGUGCAAGCGCAUCCCCCAGCAGCACAACCAGCUCCUCCUCUGUUAUGCCUGCCACUACCAUCACCGUCACCACCAGUGCUGCUACCGCUGCAUUCUCUGCCUCUAACAUCGCUUCAGGCAUCAUUGCACCACAUGCCCAACAGACAACAAGCAGCACAGCAACUGCUUCAUCUGCUACCACUAACCUCCCAGCUACUAACCCUGCAGCACAUGCAAAGAACUCUUCAACCAAAGCGUCUUCCAGUGCCGCUCCUGCUGCUGUUCUUACUCUCCAGAGGCAGGAACCCCACUCUUCCAAGUCCAGGCCUCACUCCAGGAAACUGAGGCUCCGUAGGUCCCUUCCAUCAAAUCCUCCAAUCAAAUCCCCAAGACUCCCAGAUCUGGCAUCACAACCCAGAGAACCCAGAGUACUAGCUCAAGAUCCAGUUCGCCCCGACCCCUAUAACCCCAGACCUCCAGCCUUCUUUUACAGGCCGCAAAGGCGUCGCAGCACAAAGACCUCCCUCGGGUACAUCUCCACCCCUCUGAUCAGGAAAGGUAGGAAGAGGCUGACCACUUCAAGGCGUCCAGAUGCAACCAGUUCACCACCCAGACCGGUGGUUUACCUCACGAAACCAGCAACACAGACAACUCAACUCAAAUCCACAACAGGUGCACCAGAUUUAAGAAAUGCAAUGCACACUUUGAGGUAUGCUGAACCUACAACACCACCAGACUUUUUGCACACAUCGAACCCCAACAAGGACUUUCCUACAACUACUCAAGACGCCAAACUCCAAACUCUUAUGUCCCGGGAAUCAUCUCUUUUGCAACGUAGAGAUGAUUCAGUAGAUUCAAGGGAAUCCUCCUCAUCCUCAUCACCAUCGUCGGCACUUAGCAACAGAAAGAAGAAACCUUUCCAGCCUCUGCAGAGCACGGGAGGUGGAGUGAACCAAACAGCUGCCUCCGGUAACUCUUCAGAUUCUUUGGAGGGACUAAGCGACGAGUACUCAUCAGGCUGGGUGGCAUUGCCAGCGGGGCCUGCCAGCAUUGAAGAGGUAGAAAUUGGCUCCUCGUCGUCCAUUUGGCCGACUGCUGGAUUCCACCAGCCCACAGAAACCCAAACCCCAAUGGACGAGCAUUUACAGGCCUUCCAGAGAUCCUCCGCAGACUCUGACAGCCAGUCGGCGGAGGCAAUCCAGCAGCCGCUACCUCACGACGAAACCUCCACGCUCCCGAAUGACAAAUUGAAAUCCAACCACUCGCAACCUCCUCUUUCUGUCGGGGAGUUUGAUGAAGAUCAGAUUAUAUCACAGCUGGCGAACGACUCACAAACAGCCAAUACUUCCAGCUGUGGUUAUCAAUCCUCACCAUUUUAUCACCACAAAGAACUCUCCACUCAAAGCGCUCAGUACGGCCGCCAGCAGCAGCAGCAGCAGCAGCAGCAGCCUGAAAAAGGCCACAGUGCACCCCCUACCUGGAUCCCCACAUGUGGAUUUAGCAGCCGGGCUCGAGCUGCCAUGCCAAU
Notolabrus celidotus (New Zealand spotty) is the source of this 2836-nucleotide messenger RNA. RefSeq names its product cell wall protein DAN4-like. The transcript is spliced from 14 exons. Lineage: Eukaryota; Metazoa; Chordata; Actinopteri; Labriformes; Labridae. The annotation marks the transcript as partial. Gene Ontology annotation, molecular function: serine-type endopeptidase activity. The record is from RefSeq and is a predicted model, not a curated record.